AUGGGUGGUCACGGCAAUGUUAGAGGCCCGGGCCACGUCAGUUUAGAUGGAAGCAACAACCUCCCUACCGAUGACACCGAUUCCACCAAGCCUACCCCGUUCAAGAUACCAAAAGACGCCAACGCGGUCAAGCUAGCCAUGGAAGAUCACGGAAUACUACAGAACAAAGCUGCCUUGGAGAGUUACACCGAAUUUAGAGAGAAAAUGAAAGCUAUAUUGUUCCAAGAUCGCCUGUCGGCUAUGAAGAAGAAAGAGGUUCGCGAGUUCGAGAACACCCUAGCACAGGUCGAGAGACUCAACGAAGAUACAAUUUUGCAAACUCUGGUACCUCUCAUCGUUAGACGGACAUACUUGGCCGAGAAGGACCUCGAGGGUGAAGAAUUGGCGAGCUACAACGCGAAAAUCGCCAACGCCGCAACAGAUGCUGAACGAAUGACCCUACGGAAGGCCUUCCUCUUAAGCAAUGCCCUUUGGAGUGACGAUGGCCUUCUGGUCACCAUGAAUUCCGAGUUCCUGCGCACCUUUCUACCAAACCAAUUUGAAGAACUCGGCUUCGAGGCGGCGCUGGCAACCGUAUUGGCAAAACAGAACGGCAUGAAGAAUCCACGGCCUGAUUACUGCUACGGCCUCACACCCGACACGUUUCCUAUUCCGCGAGGGGUGAUGCUAUCUCAGGAACUUCGCGAGCUCCUCCGAAUCGCCAACGGCGUCUAUCACGCCUUUCUACUGAUCGAGGGCAAAGCAGAUCGCGGCGAGCUGGCACAUGCUUAUAAUCAGGCCGCCCGAGGUGGUGCUACUCUGGUGAAAGCGUCUAGAAGCCUGCUCGAGAAACUUGGUUAUCCCGACGUUACUGGGGUCGACGAAAGGACCGUGGUCUUCUCCGUCGCGAUGAACUCAACUAUCCUAGAAAUCUGGCUACAUUGGGCAGAUGUCAUUACUGAUGGGAAGACCAUGAAGACCAUCGUCAACUACCACUCGAACAGACUUGUCGCGAGAGCCCUGAGUGAUCCAGACCAACUCCCUCAGUCUCGCAGCAUGCUGCACAAUAUUCUGAAUUGGGGCUGCAAUACCCGAAAAGCGGAGCUACUGAAGCUUCACGAGAGGUUAUAUGCAUACUCGCAGCAGGAGACGCAAAAGCAAUUGCAAGAAGAGAAGGCUAGAAAGCAGGACCCUGGCAACAAGAAACGCAAGAAGGGCGAUGGUACGGCCGCGUCUUCGGGGUCAAGGGUUCAAGCAUCUCCAGCUAGUGCUGGGAGAUGA
Molecule: messenger RNA, 1260 nt
Organism: Letharia lupina
Lineage: Eukaryota; Fungi; Ascomycota; Lecanoromycetes; Lecanorales; Parmeliaceae
Exons: 2
Coding region: 1-1260 (419 amino acids)
Source: RefSeq, a predicted model, not a curated record